UACAAUAAAAGAUUAAAAAUAUCACAUGGGAAACCAUCCUCAUGGAACUAAGAUCAUAUCGAUAACUUUAUCGAUCCGAAUUUAUAAUCGUGCAAGCUGAAGUGAUGAUUCUUAACUGCAAAACAACACACCAACGGUUCACAGUACGAAGGGGAGAUGCUUAUUGAUGUUGCUAAAAAAAAAAGAUCCACGCGAAUCUCCGCGCAAUAGUCCUGUAUUGCUUUUCCAUGGAAACUUGGGCUUGAAAGACGUCAAGAUCCCGUUCCAUGCCUCUCCUUUGCAUACAGUGGUUGCGUGUAAACAGUCACAUUUGCACUUUUCUAAAAAGUGGGGGAUUCACAGCUGGGUUUAGCUCAAAGUGAAAAAACAGCUUCUUUAUCCCAAGCUGUUACGUUAUGAAGUUUGGCAAGCAAAUUCAAAGCCAACAAUUCACCGAAUGGAGUGUUCAUUACUUGGACUACAAAGGGUUAAAGAAGUUCAUUAGUUCCCUGUUAAAUACCUCGUCCGGUGCUCUCGUCAAUGGCCUGGCAUCCGAUGAAGACCGAUCCAAACUAUUGCAGUCUCAAAAAGCCGCCUUUUUCUUCAAACUCGAACGCGAACUCGAAAAAGUAACAUGUCGAACCACCCCGUGAAGAGAACACAAAUGCUGCAUGGGAGUGUAUGGACUGACUUGUAUGGCAUCCGUUAGAUCAAUUCAUUUUAUCUGCAGAA
Radiomyces spectabilis is the source of this 711-nucleotide messenger RNA. RefSeq lists its product as uncharacterized. The coding region runs from base 396 to 632 and encodes 78 amino acids. The transcript has 2 exons. The record is from RefSeq and is a predicted model, not a curated record. NCBI's taxonomy places the organism in Eukaryota, Fungi, Mucoromycota, Mucoromycetes, Mucorales, Radiomycetaceae.